Molecule: messenger RNA, 3853 nt
Organism: Monopterus albus (swamp eel)
Lineage: Eukaryota; Metazoa; Chordata; Actinopteri; Synbranchiformes; Synbranchidae
Exons: 13
Coding region: 90-3365 (1091 amino acids)
Biological process (GO): prevention of polyspermy; binding of sperm to zona pellucida
Cellular component (GO): egg coat
Molecular function (GO): acrosin binding; structural constituent of egg coat
Source: RefSeq, a predicted model, not a curated record
GAACAGGUGUGUUGGCAGGAAGUCUACAAAGGCACAGCUGCUGGUGGCUCUGGCCCGGUGUUUUGGUGCACACACAGCGAAAUUUGGCAAUGUAUGUGAAGCAAAUCGGAGUCUGCUUCAGUGUCCUUUUCAUUUCCACCAUCACGAUGAUGACUGUACCUUCAGUGGGCCGGUGUGAGUCCACAGCUCGUUCCCCACAACCAGAACCCCCGGAAGCUGCUCAUCAUGUCCGGAGCAGCCUCUUAAGGAGAAGACGAGAGGCCAGAGAAGGGCGACAACCCGGCCCGAGGCGCGGAGAAGAGUCGGGAAACCCCCCGCUGUCUGAGGACGAGCACAUACAGACUGAAACCACUGGAACAAGGCCGGAACGGAGGCCCAGGCCCAGAAUGGGCCACAAACCGAGAAAAACGGAGGGGGAGUCGAUGUUUUCCUCUCUCAGCCUUUCCAACCAAAACUGCAGCGUAGGAAAAAUCAGAUCUAUAACUCGCGGAGAGUUUUACAUAACGGGCCACGAUGAAGCAAGCGCCUCCAAUGUGAGCCCCCAGCCCAGUUCUGUCCCGGGCCUGCACAGGGUCAGAGGUCAGCCAGCCGGCGGCUCAGAGGAGAACUGGCUGCAACCUGUGGUGGAGUGUGGCGCCGACGCCAUGACGCUCUCUGUCAGGAGGAGACGAGCUGCACAGCUGCUGCUGGACCGAGAGAGCGAGUCGUCUGUCCCGCUGUCCCAGCUGCCGCCUCACUGUGGUUACUCUGUUCAGACCUCGUGGAGAGACCUCAGUCUGACGGCUCGUUGUGACGCCUGCCAUGUCACACAGGAGGGUGACCGUUACGUGUUGUCCCUGCUGUGGAGGGGUUCUCCAGUCAAGGUCUCCUGCCCAGUCUCCCGGAUGCAGCCUCGUGUCGGGGCCGUGCCCUCCCUGUGCUGCUCUCUGUACGGUUUGACAGUCCGAGUGCAGGGCCCGUCCGCUACAGAGGAGCUCAGGGUCAAUGUGCGAGGAGAGUGGACCCCUGUGGCGGCGCUGGCUGAGCAGUGCGGCUACACCUUGGAGAGAAAAGACGCAGAAGUCGAAAUCGCUGCUCCGUUCCCCUCGUGUGGCAUCACAGUAAAGGAUGGAACACAUGUUCUGGUUCUUCAGCUAGGAGGCGAAACGUUCAGCCUGUCCUGUCCUGUGUCUCCACUUGACAAACGCCCACAGACCCGCAAACCUCUGACCCGCAAACCUCUGGACAUCUCUCAUCAAGCCAGAGAGUUGAUGCAGCCUUUGUCGGAAUCCCCUGAGCCUCUUCAGUGGGCUCCGCCUUUCUACCUGGCCCCACCGUAUUAUCCCCACCCUACAUAUCCUCUUAGACCUGAAGCAUAUCACCCUCCUACACCCUCACCUCCAGCUCCUCGCGCUACAUUCCGUCCACAGCCUCUCCCUCCUGCUGAUUCCCAGCCAGACUACCAGGACUACCACACCCACCGGGCUCAUAAACCCUCUGGUGUGCACAGGCCUUUAUCAUCUACUGAUGAAAUGGAAGAGCCACGUUGGGUGUAUCCAGAUUUACAGCAGGAGCCUCUGUCUGAGAGGGAUGGUGCCACAGCUGCAGGACCUUCUCUGCAGCCCCCCAGCCAUGCCUUUAAUCCAUACUACCACUACUACCAUCACCCGAAAAUCCCUCUUUCUGGACCGUAUCAAAGUCCUGAUCCAGGUCCAGAGGUUCCUGAAGAACUCUCAACCAUUGUUCUUAAUGGUGAAUUUCCAGUGUUGUAUCCUGGCGUCCAGCAGCCUGAGGCUAACUCGGGGCAGUUUUCUGAGAUGCUCCCUCUUCUCUACACUCCCCUGUCAAGCCCUACAUUUGGUCACAGUGCUCCUGAUCCUUGCCAUCCACUUCCUUAUCCGCUCCACUACUUGCAUUACAUUCCAUAUAUUACUCGGGGUGAAGAAAAAGGAUUGGCACCUCUACAUCCAUACCAGGCUGCAGAAACCAAUUUGUCCUUUAUUUACCCAGUUCCUCACAAGCACAACAUGAUUCCUUACGUAGCUCUGCCAAACGCAGACAGAGUGGUAAACGGUGAAGCAUCCAGGUCAGAACAGAUCAAACAUCUACGUUUGUCUGGAGGAGAUGAUGAUGAAAAGAAACUCAAUGCACCAGUGACUCCUCUCCCACCCAGUUACCCUUCUGGACCAGACCUUGUUGCACCCCCUCCUCCUCACCUGUACUACCUCCACCCUUAUCACUACUAUCAGAUGUAUUAUGGAGACACUGACAGCCAUGCAUCUCUGACUUCAUCUAAAAAAGCGUUAGACAAACGUCAAACCACACCUCCAUCUACAAAAUUUGAGCAUGAUGUUCAGGAAUUCCCUCUGCAUCCUUACUACUACUACUACCAGCUCUACUACCAGCCUGAGGUCACUGGAGAUGACCAGGAAGUGCAUCUUGCAGGCAACAUGGACUCUGGGAAAGCAUCAGGAUCUCAGCUUCCCUGUGAGUCUGACUCCAGCAGGAUGGAUCUGCUGGUUCAUGCUGAUGCGCCAGGUUACCUCAGCAUGCACAGCCCCUUCUGUAGCAUCUGGUCCCAUUUUCUGACUCAGCAACAUCUGUUUGAUGCUGGGUGUCUAAAUGGACAAGAAGCAGAAGAGAGGCCAGAUAAUGAAAUCAGAGUGUCCCAUCCUGCUCACCAUGUGUCCUGCAGCCUCCACGAGCUGACCUCUGACCCUGACAUCUACACUGUGCCCCUCGAUGGGCAAUGUGGUGUAAGCGAACAUGGGUUUCCUCUGCCAGUGGUUGAUCUGUGCCAGGUCCAUGGUGUCUCCUCACUUCAACAAGACCAUGACAACUCUCCUGUCAGGUUGACGGACUGUAGCUCCUCUCCAGGUGAAGUGAGGCUCCAUGGGAUGGAUGGGCCUACUCCACCUGCCAUGCAGUCGAAACCACUCGCUGUGCAGCUGAGGAUUGCCACAGACCAGAGCUUCUCCAGCUACCACCCUGAGGCUCAUCUGCCUCUCAGCCUUGUACAAGGCCACCCCCUUUAUUUGGAAGUGAGCCUACUGGACCCCCCAGAUCCUGACCUAGUGCUGCUGGUUCACUCCUGCCUGGCUUACACCCACACUCCAUAUACCAGCUGGAUGCUCGUUUACGAUGGCUGCACCAGCCUGGAUGAUCCACAGCUGCUUCCCUCUCCACACUCUGACCCCCACCACAUCCGGAGGAUCGUCAUCUCCAGCUUCCUGUCCCUGCCGUCACAUAGUCCCUGGUACCUGGCUGGAGUAGGACAUGCUUACCUGGACCCAGAGGUUUACUUCUUGUGCUGGACAGAAGUGUGCUCCCCUGCAGAUGCUGACUGCUUUGUCGGCUGCAUGGACGGUCCCAACAGUGACGUGUGAGCAAUGAAAUAAAGACGCUUACAAAACUGCACUUGUUUGUCUUUUUAUGCCAGAGAAACCCUUCUAUAAUAUUUAUUUCUUCCAUUGUGAAAAACAGUGCAAUGCAGCAUUUAGUAGUACAGAGAAGGAAAAUACACAAGCAGUUCAAAGCGUAAACAUAAACAAGGCACUUAAUACACUUUCAUUUGGUCACAGAAGCUGUAAAAAGAACAGCGCCCCGAGGGGGUCGGCUUCACUACAACGGGUUUUAAUGGCAUGGCAGCAGGGACUUCUUCUCAAUAUGACAUCACCGUUCACCUAAUGCUGCACAGCUCUGACACAUGCCAUUUAAAAUGCUGAUGCAGCAGGUUCGACAGCCUCAAACAGAACCUGCAGAAUAUUUCUGUGACAAAGUCCUUGACUUGAUGUCCUGGGCCCCUCUGAACACACAUCAUCAGCACAGGACAUGAAGUGGAAUGUGGUUUUCACAAAACUAUGGUAAAGAAAAG